AUGCUUCCUUUCAGCUUGUUGCAUAUUGAAUUCAAGACCGAACUUUUUUUUCUUUUCGUUUUACCUUCACUCUAUUCAUAUCUAUCUAUCUAUCUAUCUAUCUAUCUAUCUAUCUAUCUAUCUAUACAUACAUACAUACAUACAUACAUACAUACAUACAUACAACAAACAGGUGGAACAGUAUAUCAUUUUUGCCGAACGAACAUUGAAGGAACCUCUUUCUCUCCUCCCUCUCUUUCCCCCUUUCCCCCCCUCUCCCCCCCCCCCCCCCCAUCCCCCUCCUCUCCCUCUCUCUCUAUCCUUAUUCGGUAUCUAUCUAUCUAUCUAUCUAUCUAUCUUACUCUGCUCAUUAUCUAUCUAUCUAUCUAUCUAUCUAUCUAUCUCAUUAUGUCAUUAUCUCUCUCUCUCUCUCUCUCUUUGUAUGUUUAUAUCUACUUAUCUAUCUAUCCAUUUGCACAACAGAUAUAUUCGUAUAUAUUUUUAGCGGUGUGUUAA
This is a messenger RNA of Acanthosepion pharaonis, 495 nucleotides long. The record is from the annotation of a GenBank genome assembly. Lineage: Eukaryota; Metazoa; Mollusca; Cephalopoda; Sepiida; Sepiidae.